Lecanosticta acicola is the source of this 1980-nucleotide messenger RNA. The record is from the annotation of a GenBank genome assembly. NCBI's taxonomy places the organism in Eukaryota, Fungi, Ascomycota, Dothideomycetes, Mycosphaerellales, Mycosphaerellaceae.
AUGGCCAGGACGGCGACAGGAUCCAUACUGCUGACGCUUCUCAUCUUUUCCGUCAUCUCCUGCAUGGUCUUCCCCAUGUCCCCUCUGACAAAGACUUCGCUGGCCGCUCUGACCUUGGCUAGCACUGCUUGCGCCGGCUCCAUUGCAGAUAUCGAGCAUGUCGUCCUGCUGAUGCAAGAGAAUCGCGCCUUCGACCACUAUUUUGGGACACUUGCAGGUGUUCGCAACUUCAACGACCCAAACGUCAAAGUCAAUGGCGAUACUCCAGUUUGGGCCCAGAAUGUUGGUAAUCUGACCACCAAAGCGACAAGCUUGUUGCCUUGGUACUUGAACUACAUGGGCGGCUCUUCCUACGAGUCCACUCAGUGUAUGGAGGCUGGAUCAAACGGCUGGUCUGCAAACCAUGCCGCUCUGAAUGGCGAUGCCAACAACAAUUGGCCGGUUGGGAACACUCCUUGGUCCUGGGCUCACUUUGAACGAAGAGAUAUCCCAAAUCAUUUCGCCAUCGCCGAGGGCUUCACAGUCGGCGACAUGUAUAUGGAGAGCGUCAUCGCUUCCACCAACCCGAAUCGAGUCUCAUGGGUAUCUGGCACCAUCAACGUUCAACCUGGCUCUCCGGCCUCUCCAGACGCGGGCGGAGUGUACAUCGACAACAAUGAGACUCCAGGCUGCGAGGGUGACCAUCUGAACUGCUAUCCACUCAAAUGGAAGACGACUCCAGAGUAUCUGCAGGACAUGAAUGUCACCUGGCAAGUCUAUCAGGAUUCCGACAACUUCGACGACAACCCGCUGGCCUGGUUCCAGCAAUACCAGAAAGCGUCCAACUCCAGCCAGCUUGCCAAGCGCGGCCUGGCUUAUAAUGGUCUUGAAAAGUUCUACGAGGACGCUGCGGCUGGCAAACUUCCUCAAGUGAGCUACAUUGUUGGUCCUGCAGAGCUGUCGGAACAUCAGCCGUACCAGCCCAGAGACGGCGCCUGGCUCCAGCAGAAGAUCGUCGAUGUCGUCACCCAAUCUCCAUCAUACAAGAACACCGUUCUCAUGAUCUCUUACGAUGAAAGCGGCGGCUGGGGCGACCACGUCGUCCCGAUCCACUCCCCGAACGGCACCGCAGGCGAAUGGAUGCAAGACCCUUACGGCCAAUACGGCUAUACAUAUAGUGGACCCGGCUUCCGUCUUCCGUUCUACAUCAUAUCUCCGUGGACGCGCGGUGGAAGCGUCUAUGUCGAACCCGCGGACCACAGCUCUCAGAUCCUCUUCCUGGAGAAAUGGCUCGCAGCCAAAGGAAAGAACUUCACCUCCGCCGAGAUGAACCCCUGGAGACGACGAAACAUGGCCGAUCUGACCAAUGCUUUUGAUUUCGAGCACCCAGACUACAGCAUCCCCCAGAUGCCCAACGCUUCUUACCCUUCUACAGACUCCAAGGGUAACUGGAACGGCUACUCCGUCUGCCAAGCGACCUACGGCGACAACCCCCGCCCCGUCGUUCCCUACGGCGCGCAGAAUGAAUCCACCGCCCUCGCCACCGAGCAGGGCUUCAAAUCCAUGCGCGGAAACCCCACGGAAGGCCGCUACCUCACGUUCGAAAUGAACGGAUACGCACUCACCCACAACGCCAACGGCUCUCUGACCGCAAGUCCCAGCACGGCGAAACAUGACAGCAAGACGCAGCGUUUCAUUCUUCUCCAGGGCUCCGCAUCGACAUCAUCCUUCGCCAUCAUCUCUGCCGUGGACGGUCGGGCGAUCAAUUCUGCCGGCGAUGGGUUUCGGAAUUCCGGCGGGAGUUGGCAGGGGAAGUACUUUCGGGGUGGUGAUGAGGCGGCGGCGGUUGAGAGCUAUACGAUUCGCGAUCUUGGGAUGGGGAGGGGGUAUUCGAUCCAGAAUUGCAAUGGAGAGUAUCUCUCUGUGGAUCUGGAGGGACGGGUGCAGAGUCGUCGAGCAGCCGGUGCGUUUGGGAUUUUUAGUGUGAGUUAUGACAGUUAG